Molecule: messenger RNA, 4546 nt
Organism: Chara braunii
Lineage: Eukaryota; Viridiplantae; Streptophyta; Charophyceae; Charales; Characeae
Source: the annotation of a GenBank genome assembly
UAAGUCUUGCUUGUUGCUGGGAUCAGGAUCGGGGUAGGGAUCGGGAUGAGGGUCAGGAUCGGGAUCGGGAUGAGGGUCAGGAUUGGGAUCGGGAUGAGGGUCAGGAUCGGGAUUGGGAUGAGGGUCAGGAUCGGGAUCGGGAUGAGGGUCAGGAUUGGGAUCGGGAUGAGGGUCAGGGUCGGGAUCGGGAUGAGGGUUUUGGCAAUGUGCAAUGCACCCGCUACAGAGUACAAAUGUGUGUUCACAGCGGGAGCCACAGCAGCCCUUAAGCUGGUGGGAGAAACCUUCCCGUGGAGCUUGGAGAGUUAUUUCCUUUAUACGCAGGAGAACCAUAACAGUGUUCUUGGAAUCAGACAAUAUGCAUUGGACUGUGGAUCGACGGCAGUGGCAGUCGAUCUGGAACGUUCAGAAAUGCCAGAUGGCCAUGGGAGUCUGCUAGUUGAGAAUCAGUUACCCCCUGUAGCAGGUAGAGAUGAGGGUUCAGUUCUCGCUGGAGAGCUGCAGAAAUGUAGCACCGGUAGAAAAAGGAGAGAAUCGGGUGACGAUUGCGAAGGAUGCAGAGUGGAGAUCUCCGAUCCUGUGGCCGUGAAACCAGAUGGUUUGUCGGUAAGAGCAGAGGGAACAACAGCAGAAAGACCGGACACAGGUGCAGCGAGGGGAUCCGGAGGUACGUGGAGAGCAGAUGCGUCUAGAGCACGCAAAGAUAGACAUGCCGACAGGUUGGAAGACUAUGCGGUGAGAUCGGGUGGACCUGCACUGGCAUCAGGUGGACAGGAAGGGACAAAUGCCUGUGUAAGAGAAGAGGGCCAAAUUGGGACGAAUGAGUGGCAUUCGUCGGAUGGAAACGCGGAUAAAGAGGAUGGGGAGGGGGUCGACUCGUGGAAAAAGCAGUGCCGCUGCAAUGUGAACGGGUGCUGGACGAUUCGUCAACGAGGUUUGCAGAGUCGACGGCGGAAAUUUCUUUCGUCUUUUGCGGAGGGCGGAGGAGCUGCAGCGGUAGCGCGUGACGGUACGCCGGACUCGGGAGGUGUUCCUGAUGUCAGUGGUUGCGGAGCAGCGGCUGUCAGAGACGACGGUUUUUCUGACAAGGAGGCACCUGUCUGGCCGAGCCAGGGUCGGCUCGGGCAUUUACGACAAAGGCUCUCGUCGUACUUCGGAUUCCGUGAGGUAGCAAGGCCUCCGCCUCUUCACGGAGACGAGAAUAUCGGCAGGUGUGCAUCUGAAAACAUGGCAGCAUCUAAGAGGGAAUCUGACGGCUUGCGAACCUCGCAGGCUGUUUGGAAAGGGACAAGUGGCAAGGAUGAACCAUUUCACCUGUUUGCGUUUCCAGCUGAGUGUAACUUUUCCGGUCAUCGAUUUGAUCUGGAAAUUGUUAAUGAAGUGCGUGCGGGUCGUGUUCAUGAUCUUCCAAGGGGCCGAUGUAUGGUGCUUGUCGACGCGGCCAAAGCGUGUGGAACCAUGCCUCCGGACCUGUCCGUCCAUCCCGCAGAUUUUGUUGUCGUCUCCUUCUACAAGAUGUUUGGAUAUCCGACAGGACUUGGAGCACUUCUGAUACGGAAUGAUGCUGCUCAGAUCUUGAGAAAGCGCUACUUCGGAGGAGGGACGGUGGGCAUCUCGAUCGCCGAUAUUGACUUCAUGAAGAGGCGUGAAACAACAGAGGAAUGGCUUGAAGAUGGGACCCUUCCAUUUUUGGAAAUUGCAUCCCUUCAGCAUGGCUACAGGUUUCUGAAUCGCCUCGGAACAGCAGCUGCUAUUUCAAGGCAUACAGGGGCCUUAACCCGAUACGCAGCGGCCGAGCUAAAGGGACUCCGGCAUGGAAAUGGGGAGAAGGUGUGUGUGCUGUAUGGAAACCAUGAAGCCUACACAAACUAUGGGGAUUGCGAGAAGCAGGAGGGUGGUGGGUAUGCUCAGGGCCCUGUCAUAGCAUUCAAUGUGAAACGAAGCGAUGGGUCAUUCGUUGGAAAAAGAGAAGUGGAAAGAUUAGCUGCACUUAACAGAAUCCAGCUUAGAACAGGGUGUUUCUGUAAUCCUGGGUCUUGUGCGAAGCACUUGGGGCUAACCCACGGUGACAUGCAUUCGUAUUACAAUGAGGAGAAUGUUUGCUGGGAUGACCAUGACAUCAUAAGAGGUCGACCAACAGGCGCCAUUCGCAUUUCGUUUGGAUAUAUGUCAACAUUUGAAGAUGCCGAGGCAGUCAUUCGCUUGGUAAGAGACUUCUUUGUUGAGCCGAUUCGGACGCGUCAGUGUGUGUCAUCGGAUUGUUCUACGUGGCGUAAGGCUGAGGAAGGGCGGCACAGCAACGGCAGUUGCGAGAUCAUGGCUGAAACUGCGCCAGAUUCUCGCGAUCUACGGUCUUCGAAUCGUGCUGCAGCGGACACUGAGGAGUUGGAUAUGGGUGACGUAGGGGGAGGGAGGCUCAUGCGCAGCACCAUAGCCAGCAGGCCCAUCCAGUUGCAAAUGAUUGUUUUCUAUCCAAUCAAGUCUUGUGCUGGACAGUCAGUUAUCGCGUGGCCAAUUGGUGACAAUGGACUCCUUUACGACAGAGAGUGGCUGCUGAUGGAUCCAGUAUCAGGGAAUGCUCUGACACAGAAGAAGAUGCCCUCCUUGGCUCUAGUAAAACCCUGGGUAGACUUGGUGUCGCAGAUGCUUGUUGUCACUGCACCGGGGAAAGAUCCUCUGAAAGUUCCCAUCGACCAAGCAACCGUUCGAUCCAUUGAUCAUGGGGUGCGAGUUUGUGGCACAAGAGCCUCAGGGUCUGCAUAUGGAACGGAAGUGGCUGCCUGGUUUACAGAGGUGACAGGUGUUGCUUGCACACUCGUCCGACAACGGCAAUGGAGCCGAGUCGUGUCAUCUCAGAGGAGGACAGGGGUGUCCCGUUCCGAUGACGCCACCGCGUCAAGAUCCAACGGUUUUGUAUCGUUGAGAGAUGAUGCUGGAUCAAGAUCAAGCAAAGGACCUAGUGGAGCAACGGCCGUGGGUGUGGGCGGCGACAAGAGCAGCAAGGGCAUUGGGUUUGCGAACGAAGCGCAGUUUCUGCUGGUGUCCCAGUCAAGCGUUGACGACCUCAACAAGCGCAUACACAAUCGCUUGCGUGAGAACAACGGUCUGGUGGGGGAUGCAUCAGCUGCUGUGUCCCACCUGUGCUGGAGUGCCACGUCAGAGGGAGGACGAAGGAGCGCCAAGACAGAGGGAGAAGGGAGAAGCGGCACGUCAGAGGAGGAAAAGAGGACGGAUGAGCGCCACGUCAGAGGAGUGAGGAAGGAGGGAGAAGGGAGGAAGGAGGGCGGCGAGGUCCAUGGAAUUUGUCGACGGUGCCAUAUGGUUAACAUCGAUCAGGCGACCGGAAAAAUGGGCGGAAGCGAACCAUUGCUGACACUGGCUACAUAUCGAAGACAACAGGGAGGGAUUUCCUUUGGGGUAUUGCUUGUACACCAAACGUCGUCCAAUCCGAGGAAGGGCCACAGCACACGUGGCAGCGACGCAGCAGCCGUGCGCAUAGGCACGCAAACAAUCGAGGACCGCUGUAGCGCAGAACGCGUUGCUACAGAAAGCAAAGUGGAUGUGGAUGUGGAUGUGGAUAUGGAGAAGCAUGUGAAUGGGAAUGCAAGGAACGAUGUGGAUGAGCAUGUGAACGGCAAUGCAAGUAGCGAUGUGGAUAAGCAUGUGAACGGGAAUGCAGAUAAGGACGUGGAUAAUUACUUGGAUAACGAGGCGAAUGAAGAUGCAGACAAAUAUGUGGGCAACCAUGCAGACAAGGAGCUGGAGAAGGAUGUAGUCAAGUAUGUGAAUGUGGAUAAGGAUAUGGAUAAGGAUGGCAAUGUGGAUAAGAAUGCGGGUAAGCAUAAAGAUGUGGAUCAGGUUGUGGAUAAGGAUAAGAAUGUGGAUAAGGACGUUAAUAAGGUUGUAGAUAAGGAUAAGAAUGUGGAUAAGGAUGUUGAUAAGGUUGUGGAUAAGGUUGGGGACGAGGAUGGGGAUAAGGAUGUAGAUAAGGAUAGGGAUAUGGAUAACGAUGAGGCACAAGGAAUUAUUACGCCAAGCAUCCGGUGGUUGAAGCAGAGGUGGCCCAUUGUUCUAAGAACAGGCGCGACAGCGGUACCUGUCAAGAAAGCUGCUUCCAAUCAAAGCGUUAAAAAAGAGCGAUAACAAUCAUCUGAUGUAUAAUAAGGCGCCACAGCAGUACACAUACGCAACGCACGAACACACCAUUUUGAGGUACCGCAACAACGCACCAUUUGGAGACCGACCUAGACUGGAAGUUGGGUGGAAACCUUUGAGAUCACAGCUCGUGUAUGAUAAUGCACACUAGCUCGGAUUUUUCGAGUUCGUCCUAUGAAUUGAAGUUGGGACGUCGGAGCAGGAGAGCUUAGGACCCCCAUUUGGACACUAAGCUAGGAAAUUAGGACCCCCAAUUUUCACGUCACGCUAGGAAAUUAGGGACCCCACUUUGCGAUCAAGCUAGGAAAUUAGGACCCCACUUUGCGAUCAAGCUAGGAAAUUAGGACCCCAUUUUGACAUCAGGCUAGGAAUUUAGGACCCACAUUUUAAC